Molecule: messenger RNA, 1601 nt
Organism: Cucurbita moschata (crookneck pumpkin)
Lineage: Eukaryota; Viridiplantae; Streptophyta; Magnoliopsida; Cucurbitales; Cucurbitaceae
Exons: 2
Coding region: 1050-1397 (115 amino acids)
Source: RefSeq, a predicted model, not a curated record
UCCCCAAUCCAUUCGCUAUCAUCUCUUUCUCCUCUGAUAUCACCUUUCUCCCAUUCUCGCGGCAGCCGCACACCGCCACUUCCUUGCCGCAGCCGCUCAUACUUCAGGUCUGUUACGAUCUUUUUCGUAGUCAUUCUUUUAUCUAUUCAGUUCAAUCAACAUCAAAGUAGGAUCGAUUUGAAAUCAGGUCAAUUUUAAUUUGAAUUGAAUUGAAUGAGCUAUAGCAUUGUCAAAUAUUUUAGGAAUUAGAAUGCAGAAUCGUGUUUGAUCAUACAGAGAAUUUAGACAUAAUCACUUAACUAGAUUACAACUUGGUUUGCUUUGAAAUUUCGCUAUGACUUUACUUGAAGUCAUUAAGCAAUCCUCCGCCUUAUCCAAACCGCUUGUUUCCCAAUCUGACUACCCCAUUCUCCUCAAUCCAGACGAUAUUCUAAUCAGUUUGAAAUCCAAAGUUGAUGAACCAGAUCGUCUUAGUCUUGUCAAUCCCAUUGUUGGAUGGCAAAUAUCGUAAACCGAUUUUAAGGUGAUAGAGCUGGGGAAAAAGUUCCAUGAAAAUCUCAGGCAGAAGCUCAAAAACAGAAACUUCUCAAAGCCUGAGUUUAUAAACAUUUUGAAUGCGUUUCUUGAAAAAAUGAGGGAAAGGAUUGGAAUUGCAGUUGGUGUUAGUUCAUCCGACAAUUGUUACACUAAGGUUCUGAUUGAGAAACUCGGGUUCCUGAUGAGUAAAGACAUUGGAGAGGUGGUUUUAGAUACAUGUAUUGCGUUCGAGGACUGGGAAUUGGUAGAGACUUUUGUUGUGAAUAGGCUUGUUAAACACUCAUCUUAUUCAAAUUUGAUUGUGAAGCUGGUGGGGAAGAAGAGGUCGGAUUUACUUUUGUCUUUGUAUCCAACAAGCAUUUGAUUUUGGUCCUGCUGAUUUACAUUGCCUUUUGAAGUACUUUCUUUGCCCUUCCAAGAAGGCUGAUGCGAGUAUAGCUGACGUGAGAAAGGAAUGGGAGGGCCAAGCAUUGGUAGCCAUUGAGAAGGCAAAGGAGGCUGCAAUUCUGUUCAUGAUAGCACAUGAUGAAUUCUCAGCUCAAGAACUGUGUUUGCAUUAUCUGUUGGCAUCACCUAAUGUUGAUGAAUCCAUUCUUUCUUCUGCUCUCAGUAAGCUGAAUCAUGAAGAGAUGAUUAGUUUGAUUCGGUAUCUGGGAAAAUGGUUAAAGAAAUAUGAGAGAUUUCCUCACGCAGUUACUGUGUUGGGUUUGAAGGCUUGUGAUUGGGUUCCCAAACUUGAUGAUGUGGUCAGAUAUGUAGGACUAAUGCUGGACCAGAACUUCUCUUCGUUGGUAUUGCUUCCAGAUUUUCAGGAGGAGCUGAAAUCCAUGGAGGGUCUGGCUGUUAUUGAAUCACAAUGAGUUCAUGAGUUGCUGGGCAAGUGGUCCACUUGGAUGUUAAAAGAAGGAGACCAUGUAAGACUAUUGGUAACUUUAUCGUUCAAAUUUAAAUUUUUUUAAAAAAAGCAUUUAAUAGCAAAAUGUGUAAAAGAGUGUUUAUAAUUCAAGUUUUUAUUAUAAUAAUGAAAAAUAAUGAGGCAUAAUAUAUAGUUGAAUAAAUCAUAA